Euleptes europaea (tarantolino) is the source of this 1734-nucleotide messenger RNA. It is a transcript of the gene BMPR1B, whose product is annotated as bone morphogenetic protein receptor type 1B. The record is from RefSeq and is a predicted model, not a curated record. The transcript is spliced from 11 exons. Gene Ontology annotation, cellular component: plasma membrane; signaling receptor complex. Gene Ontology annotation, biological process: protein phosphorylation; dorsal/ventral pattern formation; BMP signaling pathway. Lineage: Eukaryota; Metazoa; Chordata; Lepidosauria; Squamata; Sphaerodactylidae. The coding region runs from base 14 to 1612 and encodes 532 amino acids. Gene Ontology annotation, molecular function: ATP binding; SMAD binding; transforming growth factor beta receptor activity, type I.
UGCUGCUUCUGCGAUGAAUUGGCUGGACGAACCCAGCUGGCAGCUUCACGUUUCCUUGCUUAUGCUCCUCUCCAUGCACACCAGGGCCAGUUUCCUAGACAGCAGGCCCUUGCGUAGCUCUGGGAAAGUGAACAUGGAAACGAGGAAGGAAGAUGGUGGAAGCACAGCGGCUGCUCCCCCACAGAAGAUACUGUUAUGCCACUGUCAUCAUCACUGUCCCGAAGAGUCAAGCAACAACACCUGCAAAACGGAUGGCUAUUGUUUUGCCAUGAUAGAAGACGAGGACUCCGGAGGGCAGACUCUUACUUCAGGCUGUCUAGGGUUAGAAGGCUCCGACUUCCAGUGUCGGGACACUCCAGUGUCUCAUCCACGAAGAUUAAUUGAAUGCUGCACAGACCAAGAUUUCUGUAACAAAGAUCUUCACCCUACUCUGCCACCCUUAAAAAAUCGAGAUUUUGCAGAGGGAAAUGUCCACCACAAGGCCUUGCUGAUUUCGGUGACUGUCUGUAGUGUACUUCUCGUCUUUAUCAUCCUGUUCUGUUACUUCAGGUAUAAAAGGCAAGAGAGCAGACCUCGUUAUAGCAUAGGGCUGGAGCAAGACGAGACUUACAUUCCACCGGGAGAAUCCUUGAAAGACCUUAUUGAACAGUCUCAAAGCUCAGGAAGUGGAUCUGGGCUCCCUCUGCUGGUGCAAAGGACCAUAGCGAAGCAGAUCCAGAUGGUGAAGCAGAUUGGGAAAGGUCGCUAUGGAGAGGUCUGGAUGGGGAAGUGGCGUGGGGAAAAGGUGGCUGUCAAAGUGUUCUUCACCACAGAGGAAGCCAGUUGGUUCCGAGAGACAGAGAUCUACCAAACUGUCCUGAUGAGACAUGAAAACAUUUUGGGGUUCAUUGCUGCUGACAUUAAAGGUACAGGGUCUUGGACUCAGCUGUAUCUGAUCACAGAUUACCACGAGAAUGGCUCCCUGUAUGACUAUUUGAAAUCCACAACCUUAGAUACAAAAGCCAUGCUGAAGCUGGCAUAUUCAUCAGUCAGCGGAUUGUGCCACUUGCAUACUGAGAUUUUCAGCACUCAGGGGAAACCAGCUAUUGCGCACCGUGACCUCAAAAGCAAAAAUAUUUUGGUGAAGAAGAAUGGAACCUGCUGUAUAGCAGACCUUGGUUUGGCAGUUAAAUUUAUAAGUGAUACAAAUGAGGUGGACAUCCCAUCAAAUACCAGAGUAGGAACUAAACGUUAUAUGCCUCCUGAGGUUUUGGACGAAAGCCUGAAUCGGAAUCAUUUCCAGUCAUAUAUCAUGGCUGACAUGUACAGUUUUGGGCUCAUCCUUUGGGAAAUAGCAAGAAGAUGUGUUUCAGGAGGUAUUGUUGAAGAAUACCAGCUUCCAUACCAUGACCUCGUACCCAGCGACCCCUCCUAUGAAGACAUGAGGGAAAUUGUGUGUAUGAAGAAGUUACGGCCUUCAUUUCCCAAUAGGUGGAGCAGUGAUGAGUGCCUAAGACAAAUGGGCAAACUCAUGACAGAAUGCUGGGCUCAUAACCCCGCUUCCCGGCUCACAGCUCUGCGAGUAAAGAAAACACUUGCCAAAAUGUCAGAGUCACAGGACAUUAAGCUCUGAUUCAGAUGACAAAAGGCGCCUCUUUUGCUAAAGCUCAGAAAAUGGACUUUCCUUCGUGUUUCCAAGAGACAGGAAGAGGAAUGAGAAGCCUUCGUGAUUAUCAACCUUGAAUGCAGUCCUUC